Messenger RNA from Drosophila kikkawai, 1000 nucleotides. RefSeq names its product Dorsal interacting protein 2 (gene Dlip2). The record is from RefSeq and is a predicted model, not a curated record. Lineage: Eukaryota; Metazoa; Arthropoda; Insecta; Diptera; Drosophilidae.
ACUGCUCAACACUGGAAACGAAACUCAAAUUUAACAAAUUACGAAUAAUGGCUACAAGAUGCUGCGUCUACAAAGAUUGUGGGUAUUACUACUCCGUCCACGGCUCUCCGGUAGCUAAAGGGGAAUGGACAAUGUUCUCCUUUCCCAAACAGCCGGAGAGGGUCCGCAUCUGGCUUGAGAAUGCCCAGGUGCAUCCAAAGAUUCCACAAAACCAGCGGUUUUUGUGCUCCAAGCACUUUGAUACAAAGUUUAUAUCGAGCAACAAGAACCGAACACUGCUUGUGGGCGAGGCGGUACCGUUUCCAUACAUAAAUGAGAAGGAUACCGAUCAGGACGAAGAGUGCUCCGCAGCGCAGGCAGACCUCUCCAUUGAAUUGAGCGACGAAGAGCUCGAUGAACUUAUACUGGAGGCAGUGUCCACAUCAAUGGAACCCAAAAAGGAUAUGGGGGAGAAAAUUGAAACCAACUUGGAAUCGCCCGCGGCUAAACGCCCAAGGGAAUCAACAAACGUCCCUCAAGUUGCGAGAGAACCUCCUAGUACGGAAAUUUCUUCUCCUGCGGAUUUUGGCCCGGACCAGAUAGAAGCUAUCGAUACCUCCGAGGUGUCCGUGUUUCAGUUUAAGGGUGAGGAGUAUGUUCAAAUGUCGAUGGAGUUUUAUAUGCUUGAAAAGCGGAAGAUGGCCAAGCUGGUAGAAGAAUACAAAAGGACUCUCCGUAGUAUAAAAGAUCAGGUGUCUAGGUUGGAUCUCUGAUACGAUGACUCAGAAAACUGCACAGGGUUUAAGUUUCGUUAAGAAGAAGUCAUUGAAGCCCCAAGCCAAAUAGGAAUAAGUACAUAUAUAUUUUCGCAAGAUCUGUUUUGGCCUAGCUUAAAAAAGCCAAAAGAAAUUUUUAAAAUGUUUUCUUCACUUUAAGAUAGACAUAAUAAUUUUACUUACAUUUAAGUUGUAUAAAAAAAUUGUAAAAAAAAGUGCAAAUUUAAAAAAAAAUCAAAUUUAAA